Molecule: messenger RNA, 1190 nt
Organism: Xenopus tropicalis (tropical clawed frog)
Lineage: Eukaryota; Metazoa; Chordata; Amphibia; Anura; Pipidae
Gene: slc31a1
Product: solute carrier family 31 (copper transporter), member 1
Biological process (GO): copper ion transmembrane transport
Cellular component (GO): late endosome membrane; apical plasma membrane; recycling endosome membrane
Molecular function (GO): copper ion transmembrane transporter activity
Source: RefSeq, marked validated
AGAAAUGGCGGGUGCGUUCGUGGCGGUGUUCCUGCUGGCGCUGCUGUACGAGGGGCUGAAGAUCUCGCGGGAGGCCUUACUCAGGAAGUCACAAGUCAGUAUUCGCUAUAACUCCAUGCCGGUGCCGGGGCCCAAUGGGACCAUACUGAUGGAGACCCACAAAACAGUAGGGCAGCGGAUGCUGAGUGUGCCCCACCUGCUGCAGACCCUACUGCACAUAAUCCAGGUAGUGGUGAGCUACUUCCUGAUGCUGAUCUUCAUGACGUACAACGCCUACCUGUGCAUCGCGGUGGCCGCCGGGGCCGGGACGGGCUACUUCCUGUUCAGCUGGAAGAAGGCGGUGGUGGUGGACAUCACGGAACAUUGCCAUUAACGAGCGCUCGUUAGGGAAGGAGCUCUGUGCCCCGCCUCCAUCGGCAUUCCUAGAUGUUGGUACCGGGGGUAUUGGGGUAACCCUACAUACAGAGUGCCUUUAUUUGCCUCUAGCGGGGGUCAGUGACACUUUCCUUUGAGGAUAAAGUGGAUGAACCACAUGACCAUGUAGCCUCACCCCCUUCCCUCCUCUUCCUCUGCGCCAAUCAUACGGUGGCUCCUGGAAGACACGCCCUACAGUGUCACUGCAGCCAAUCAAGUCUUUGUCUCAUCUGAAGCCUGGCCUAAGCACCACCACUCUCAUUGGCCGGUCUGUACGUCAUGUGACCUUCCAGCCAGCCCUACGACUUCACAUGUUCGAUUCCCGUUAUCCCCACAUCCGAUUUCUACGGAACUUUCCAUGGAAGUAUAACGAGUCCGUGUGGCAGUAAAGCCGAUGUUCAACUGUAACAUUGUGUGUCUGUUUCAUACACUCGCCAGGUUAACUUGCCCUUUAAUCGUCCCUAUGAUAGUCUGGAGCUUUAAGCCCCGCCCCCUCGGUACCCCAAACGGCAGAAGUUCUAAUCCCAUCCCUUAGCGACCAAUUAUAACCCAAUAUUUAGAUGUGCCGCCAAGGGGCGGAGUCAAGGCGAUCACAUGUUCAUGUUAAUUGCAGAAUUAUUCGCAAUGUUACCGAUUUCAUUUUUUUUUAUUUAAGAUUUUUUUUUUUAUGGUUUUAUCUGCAUCAUGUGACCUUUUUAUAAAUUGCCUUUAUUUCCAAUAGUGAAAAAUAAUAAUAAUUAUUGAACCUUUUAAUAAACGAGAAUCUGCAGUCGGAA